GAGCCUGGCGGUACCUGGUCGAGCCUGGCCCGGAGCCCAGGAGGCUGGUUCGGUCGGGUCCAGUCCGUGAGAUAUCAGCUGCCGGUGAGUCGGACUAUCCCGAGACUGACCCAACGCCUGAAGUUCGGUCCUGUGGGAGAGAGAUGCGCUGCACGGUCCAACCUGAGGUGCCGGAACAAAUCGGCCCGGCCCAGAAGUUAUUGAACCUUUGAAGGGCUUCCCCAAGGACGGACUCCCGGUUUCGAGCCGAACCGGGCCGUAUAACAUUAUUUGGAGAAAGGAGAUGAGGCCCAGUUCAAACCCUGCUGACAGCAAAUAACUUUCUCAAGGGAAAGGGGAGACCAGAACCCAGCAGACCUCGGCCAGUGCAUCCAGGGAAGGAGAGAUCAGAACCAGUGCACCAAGAGGAGGAGACUCCAGAAGCCAUUAGAAACAGGUCAAAAUACAGAAGGGAAAAGCAACUGGAAUCCACCAGAGACGGGUCAAGCGACCAGGGGAAGAAGGCACCAGAACUCAGCCGAACCACGUUCAGGGGUCUAGGAAGGGAGAGAGCAGAACCCAGUCACCUUAUCAAGGAGACAUGUAAUUCGGGCCCACCACAGACCUAGGUCUGCCUAUCAGAGGAAGAGGAAAACAGGACUCAAGUGGACAGAUGAGAACAGAAUGGACUGAAUGGCGGAAGACAGCAACAGUUGACAGGGUUGAUUGUUGUGGAGAAAAUAAGGCCAGACCAGCUUGCUUUGAGAGACUGGAUUCAGCCACGUGAGUGAGGCUAAUUAGGAGGUGGCUGAGCCAAAGCCAGAGGGGUUUGUUGUUCCAAAGCCUGGUUGGGGCUUCUACAUGUAACCACGUCUGGCUUGUGUGAGGAGCCAGGAAGCAGAAGGAGAGAUCACAUCGGGCAAUGCCAGAGAUGACCCAGCCCAGCGAUGUGCUAACACCUCCUCCCACUGCCAGCACUUCCAUGGACGGCAAUGUAGUGGCCAUCAUCAUAGCUGCAACAGUUUCUUCAUCUGUGUUCGUAGUGGCGAUCUUGGUGCUGCUAUUGCUCUUGUACCACCAGGACCCCCUGUGCUGCCAGUUCCUCUGCUCCUGCCGUUUCUUUCAGAGUCCCAGCCAAUAUGAUUGUCCUCCUCCAUACUUCAGCAGUAACCAGCGGCUGGUGGGACCCCAAUCAGGAGCACAGCAAUUGGAAAGCCCUGCCGAGAAUCCUGGGGUGCAGGGAGAUGAACUAUUCUGCGUUGGACCCCCCAGCAGCUAUCAGCUCCCUCCCUGGGAGCAGCUGCGCUUGCCAAGCUACGAGAGCGUGCGGAAGAAGGAUCGGCAGCGGGAGAUCCAUCAGCUGAUUGCCGAGAGGUUUGGACUGUGGGUGGACCCCUCCCAGGAGAUGCCACCUCCCUAUGAGCAAGCCCUAAGGCAUCCUCCAGCUGUCUCAGGGACUGGAGCAGGGUCAGAGUUACCAGAUGGGCACGGAUUGCUGGACGCAUUCCAGGCCUCAGUCAGCUACCAAACUCAAAGGAACACAGCUGUGUAGAAUGGGAAUCAACCCUGGAACACCUCUCCUUCCUUCUGUGGCAAGGACAGCGGGGCCUGUGAGGUCUCUCCCUGCCGGCAGGGCGGAAUGGAACUUCAUGCCUUCGGCCAGUCACACAAACAGCUGAGAACCCCUUGUGCCAAUCACAGGCAAAGCAGUGUUGAUUUCCAUCAACUCACUCCCCUCCAAGAACGAAGGUGGAGUGAAGACCAGGAUCGAUUUAACAGCCAUCUCUCUCCCAGAAACAGUGGAAUAAACCUGAGGGGAUUUCUGCUCCACUAUUUUCACUCCAGUAACCUUAUCUUAACCAAAGACCAUGGAAUAAUCCUCAGCCAUUUCUGUUGUACGUGAGGGGGCAGAGCAAAGGUGAUGGUCCACUCAGCCAAGGACUCUGGAGCAAAGGCAUGGGGCUGUUUCACUGUAACGUAAGUCUCUGUGAGGCUGCAGCAGCUACUGCCCCACACUCCAAGUAUUAAACCUCGGAAGCUAGGAAUCUCGUCCUCAAAUGCUUUAUCUUAUCUACUUCUUAUGUUGUAAAAACAUUUACCUUAUCAGGUACCAGUGGGAAUCCUGACCCGCAAGUGACAAUGAAUGUAUUUGUUCUAGAGCUGCUAUCAUCAAAUCAUAGCUCCGUGCUCCACAUUCCUCGGGGAUUUAAAAAUGCUACGUGGAGGAAGGCUUGUAAGUUCCGACAAGAUAAAGGUUCAGCAAGGGCUAGGACUCUUGGGAUUGUACAGCAAGUUGCUCCACAAUGCUGUAAACAAAGGCAGAGAACAGCCACAUUUCAGAACAGCAUGAGCUGUGUGCCAAACCGUGCAACUGGGAAAGCUAAUGUAACUUCAGGGGACUUCACCCUGAAAGGUGCAAGGGUAGAACCAUGCUGAUAACACCCUAAGACACUCAGUUCCCCUUCAUAAACAAAUGGCUAUUUGAAUUCUGGAGAUCAGAUAAUCUAAUUUCCCCAGUGCUGAUGUAACUGCAACUCAGAUUUUCAACUACUUUUUUGUAUUUCAGGAUGAACUUUAAAAAUGUUUACAAUGUUAUAGAUAAAACAGGGCCAGUCAGAUCACAAGAUGUCUGCUGUGUGACAUCUGACUGAAGUUUUGUUGUUUGGAUUAUGCCUCUUUCACGCUUCAGCUGAUGAAUAUGAUGCUCUGACUUCUUUGCCCAACUGGGAGUUCCAAACUUAGUCAAAUUAGCUUUGAAAGCAUGAGCACAUCACCUCCUCUAAGUCAAGGGGACAUGGCAUUAAUCUGUUGGAGUUUGAAAAAGACAAAA
This is a messenger RNA of Trachemys scripta elegans, 2809 nucleotides long. RefSeq lists its product as uncharacterized. Bases 902 to 1531 code for a protein of 209 amino acids. The transcript has 5 exons. Lineage: Eukaryota; Metazoa; Chordata; Testudines; Emydidae. The record is from RefSeq and is a predicted model, not a curated record.